Corythoichthys intestinalis (scribbled pipefish) is the source of this 1259-nucleotide messenger RNA. Its product is annotated as cytosolic sulfotransferase 3-like. Gene Ontology annotation, molecular function: aryl sulfotransferase activity. Gene Ontology annotation, biological process: sulfation. Gene Ontology annotation, cellular component: cytoplasm. The transcript has 7 exons. The record is from RefSeq and is a predicted model, not a curated record. Bases 138 to 1019 code for a protein of 293 amino acids. NCBI's taxonomy places the organism in Eukaryota, Metazoa, Chordata, Actinopteri, Syngnathiformes, Syngnathidae.
CCAGUCACAAAGUCAUUUUAAUGUAAUGUAGCUGAUCGGAGAUAUAUUUUUCAAAGUAACAAAUAUCUCUCAUGCAAAUGAAAUUACUGUUGUAGACUGUCCACUCAUAUUGAGUUUGCUUUUAAACAGAAAAACAAAUGGAGGAACCACCUCGACCAGAACUGUUUGACUUCCAUGGCGUCUCCAUGACAAAAUUCUUCACUGACAACUGGGAAAACGUAAAGAAAUUCAAGGCCAAACCAGACGAUAUUGUCAUAGCCACUUACCCUAAAUCAGGAACCACAUGGGUCUGCUACCUGCUGGAUCGUUUGUACUUUGGAAAGACACAUCCAGAGAAAGAGACAUCUCUCCCUUUAUAUAUGCGAGUACCUUUUCUGGAGCUCUGCAUCCCUGGUCAUCCCAAAGGAAAAGACCUGGCAGACCAGCUCACCAUCACUCCUCGUCUCAUUAAAACUCAUCUACCGGUUCAGCUUGUACCAGAUACAUUUUGGGAGAACAACUGUAGGGCAAUCUACGUAGCUCGUAACCCUAAGGAUGUUGUGGUCUCACAUUUCCACUUUAGCCGCAUGAACAGCAUCCAUCCUGCACCCGGAGACUGGGAUGGCUUUCUGCAAAGAUUUAUGGAGGGGAAAAUGGCGUAUGGAGCUUGGCACGAGCAUGUGGUCGGAUGGUGGGAGAAGAAGCAAACCUAUCCAAAUCUGCAUUAUAUUUUCUAUGAAGACCUGACUGAGAACUUGGGACGUGAGAUCGACAAGUUGUGUAGUUUCCUUGGCCUCUCCCCCUCAGCCGAAGAGAAGGAAAGUAUCAUGGAUGCUGUAAAAUUUGACAACAUGAAAGACAACAAACUGACCAACUUCACCAAUGCCCCUUUAAUGAAUCUGAAGGUGUCUCCUUUCAUGAGAAAAGGGAAAGUUGGUGACUGGAAGAAUCAUUUCACCGUGGCCCAAAGCGAACAGUGUGAUGAGCACUACAAGCGGAAAAUUAGAUCCCCAGGAUUGCAGUUUCGCACUGAAGUUUAAGGCUUGAACCUAUAUAACUAACCGGUUUUUGUUUCUAGACUGUUGAAAGCUAGUCAAACUGCACUAGCAAGAUUUUUAAGUUUUCUUGUUGUAAUGUAUUGUUGACACAAUUACAGUCCCUGACAAAAGUAUUGUCGCCUAUCCAUUUUGUAGAACCAAUUGCUAAUAACCUGACUUUUAAUUAUUCACUUGGUUUCAAAAAUGGCUCAUGUGAAAGCUAAGGCCCUCCCAAAUUAUGUU